GGAGGACUGAGCGGCAUCCCAAACAGACGCAGCGGUUGAAUCAGCGCAGGCCCACGCGGUGUUCAGCGUGAAGGCUGGGAUGUAGAAGUCAGCGUUGGUUUUUCCCGAGGCCUUUGAACGCAACGGGAAGGAGGGAAGGACAACAGCGGGGAGGAGGCUGUUACAGGAGAGUAACACGGGGGAGUCUCCUCCUACUCCUCACCUGUGCGUGAACACCUGUCGCCGGUGGGUUUUUUUUUAAAGGACAAUAAGGGGGUCGUGUUUCAGCCGGGCUAGAGAAGGUCUUGGAAAGCCCAGAAUAGUGUGAAAUAAACAUGCAGAGGACGGCGGAAGGAAACUGUCAGUGACUGAAGUGCAGAAUCAACAUGCUGCUGGUUGUGUGAGUGACAGAAAUGGGGUCAACAAGAUCAAAUUGGCACACUUUGACUGUGGUGGCAUUUGUUUUUCAUUUGCUAACCCCUGACGGUGUGGCGUCUGAAGUCUUCGGACGGGUCGGCAGCUCGGUGGAUCUGGAGUGCAGUUUUCCCCUGUCACAGCCUGCAGCUGCAUCCUCUGCAUCCCUGCAUGUGUUGGAAUGGGUACGACAGGGACUUGACAUCCCUGUCCUGAUUAAAUUUGGAUCCCACACGCCGCGUGUCCACCCACAAUAUGAGGGGCGGGUGUCUCUGGGGAGGAACGCCUCCCUGAGGCUGGAGCGCCUGCAGCUGGAUGACCAGGGAUGGUACGAUUGUCGGGUCCUCUUACUGGACAGGCCCUCAGAUGAGCUGCGGAACAGCUCGUGGACUCUGCUCUCUGUGUCUGGCCCACCCACCUUUACAGAAGUCCCACCCCCUGUAUUGGAAGCCCUGGUCGGAACUCAUCUUUCUCUUUCUUGCGUUGCUAUUGGCAACCCCAUACCAACCAUCACAUGGCUGAAAGAUGGCACAGUCAUUCGGAGCAUGAACAAUCAGGGUGGAGUCUUAUCUCUGCCUGCAGUGAGCACGCCGUCAGCGGGGAUGUACACCUGCCACGCCUCCAACUCCGAGGGAAACGUGACUCGCGUGACGAACGUGAAGAUCAAAGGUCCACCGGUGAUUGUUGUUCCUCCAAAAAGUAGCUCCCUCAACAUGUCCCAGAAUGCACUUCUCCAGUGCCAGGCGGUGGCAGACCCCCCCAACAUGACAUACGUGUGGCAGAAAGGUGGAGAAAACGUUUAUCACAUCGAGUCUCUGAAGUCACGCGUGAAGAUCAUGGUGGAUGGAACCCUGCUCAUCUCCAGGCUCAUCCCAGAGGAUUCUGGGAACUAUACCUGCAUUCCGACUAAUGGGCUCCUGACUCCGCCUGCUGCCUCCGCCAUCCUCACAGUGAUGUACCCAGCCCGAGUCACUCACAUGCCCAAGGAAACGUACCUCCCCACAGGUAUGGAGGGGAGGAUCUCCUGCUCGGUGGCAGCCCAGCCUCCGCUGCUUCGUGUGGACUGGACAAAAGACGGAGAGCCUCUCGACCUCGCUUUGUAUCCAGGAUGGUCCCUAAAAGCUGAAGGUACCCUGGUCAUGGCGACCAUUAAUGAGGACGCUGCCGGCACAUACACAUGCACUCCAUAUAACAGCUAUGGCAGCAUGGGAUCAUCCGAGCCAACCAGAGCCGUGCUGCAGGACCCCCCAUCAUUCAGCACGCCUCCGGAGGAGCAGUACAAACUGGAGGCCGGAGGAAAGCUGCUCAUUCCUUGUCAAGGAAGUGUGGAGUCAACGAGCAGAGCGACCUGGAGGAAGGUCGACCCCAUUCGCCCCAUUUCUUACUCCAUUGAACCCAACGGCUCUCUGCUGCUGCAGCCCCUCAUCAAGGAGCACCACGGGGAGUGGGACUGCAGCAUUUCCAACCGCGUGGCCACGAUGAAAGCCCGCACUCAGAUCUUUGUCCUCGGCACCAGUCCCCAUGCAGCUUCCUCCAUGUCCGUCUCUCCGGGGGUGAAGCAGGCCAACAUAUCCUGGGAAGCAGGCUUUGAUGGAGGAUCAGCACAGACAUUUUCAGUUUGGGUGAAGAAGAUGUCAGCUGGUGAUACUGAGGGGAAGCAGGAAUGGUUCUCUGUGCCCGUGCCCCCCUCCUCCAACACCACGCUUCAGGUCUCUGAUCUGUCUCCUGCCACAGAAUACCAGUUCAGCAUCCUGUCCCAGAAUAAAUUUGGAACAGGUCCCUUCAGUGAGAUUGUCACAACAAGGACUUUGGAUCCUCCACAGAGAAAAGCCAAACUGAAGCCGCCGGUGCCGCUCUCAGCUAAUCAGGGCUCAGCAGGUGUUCUCCUGCACUGGUCCCCUCCUGAAGCUCAGAACCCCCCCAUCACCGGCUUUGUUCUCCAAACCCGAACCGACAAAGGGGACUGGUUUAAUUUGGACGGGAACAUCAGUGCCAACAGCAGUGAAAUCCUGAUUCAGGGUCUCCAAAAGGACGGCGUGCACGAGCUGCGACUGCUCUCUCGUCGCGGCGAGAUGCUGAGCGAGCCCAGUCUAUCCAUCAAUGUCAACAUCAGUGGGAUGGGGAUGGUUCCAGCCACGUCCCGGCACCUGGAGGAGUCCGUCCCGGUGCCGCUGCUCACCGGCGUUCUGGGCGGGGUCGGUUUCAUGUGCCUGGCGCUAGUCUUGCUGCUUGGCUCCGCCUGUGUCAUCAACCGCGUGGUGAAGCGACGCCGCGGCAAGAGAAAAGACGAGUCCCUUCCUGCCAUCUAUAAAUGCUCCCAGUCAACGAAGACGUCAGGCAGCAGCAGUCCAGACAGUUUGUUGAAGAAAAGUCUUCUUCCAGCCAGCCCCGACUACCCCACACCUUCGUCUACCAUCACCUCGUCCUCCUCGCAGACUGACACUUUUCCUACAAGCGCGGAGAAGCUUCGUCGGUCUAAUGAUGGUGGGCGCCGCCUCACAAAGACAGCUUCCCUGAUGUCUCCUUCCAUUGAACUGAUCUCAAGAGGUCCAGAUGGACGAUUUGCUGUCCCAGCUUACAACCACAACAGUAACAGUAACGCAAAUGUCAGACAUGACCGACCCUCUAAAGUCAGAAGGUCUGUGUCAUUGCAUUCAGACGCCAAAGACGUGCCGUUUGUGCUCUCCGUUGAUUUCCCUCCUUACGCACCAGUGAGUGACAGAGUCCUGCAGCGCCACACUCCGACUGUGGACGACCGGGAAAGCUGCAGCGGCUCUGCUGACCUCUGCAGCCUCUGCUCCAACAGCAGUCUAGCUACCACGCACCAGGACAGAGGAAUUACUCCGGUCUUUCCGGUCCUCCCCCAUAUCAAAUCUAGCCUGCAUCAAGCAGCAACGACAGCCAGCUCUCUGCUGCUCCAAAUGGAAGACGAGCGAGAACGAGGGAACCUGAGUCGCUGCCUGAAGCUCGCUCAGGAGAGGGAGGAGCUGGAGCGGGAGCUUCAGAGGUACACCUUCCAACGAAACUCAUGGAGAGGAACCAUGACACAGCCCUUACACCCAGACGGAAGGGAAGAGCUUUCCUGGGAGUACAAAAGCAGGACAUUACCGCACAAAUAUAAUCAGAUAGACCAGAAAAGGUCACGCCUGUCCUCGUCUUCUGUCUUUUGGGAGGCCCAUCCGUUUGUGUCCCAGCCGAGUCUUCUGUCCCCGAGGAAGAACCCAUCAUCACCGUCAACUGAUUCGUGUUUCCAGUCGAGUAUCAAUCCUUUCCCAUCUUUGCUUCUGCCUGAGGAGACAUGCAGUUUUUCACAAGCACAGUUAGCUUUCCCACAUCUCUCCACAAAGAGCCAACAGCUUGAAGAUGUUUCAGUGCUAGACGCUCAAAGCAGCAAUUCCUUUACUGAGGCAAAGAGAAGGAACUACCUUGGUACAUCUUCCCCCUGUCGCAUCAAAUGCAAAGAAGCUUGUCAAUCUGAUCCUAAUGCUUCAUCCACCUUCUCCAGGCUGGAACCCCAGUCCCCUCAGGAAGGUCUCAACGUUGAGAUGAGUGUAGAUGAGCCAGAGUUUGAGGUGACUGAGCUGCAGCCUCCACUCCCCACAAUACACCACGAGGCGUCCUCUCAUGUUCAAUACAGACGCCUUCGGACCCAAAAACUCCGACAUCAGGACAUGAAGAGGAGCAGAAGCUUCAACUGCCCCAUCCCAGAGUCUGCUGACAGUACUCCCCAGUACCAUCCACGUUCUUCAGAACAAGGGUCAAAGAGAUGGGAAUCUAAGCAGAGAAGUCGGAGUCUGGACUUGAGGAGACAAAACAAACCCGUCUUUCUUGCUCCUGACGCUUGGAUAGAAUCUAUUAGUCAGGAAGAUUGCUCUGCGGCUUCCUCCCCUGGACCUGUCUUCUGGGAAGCUCCGCAACGAAAUAUUCACAAAUACUCUGCAAACUCAUCCCCAGCCAUCCAAACGUCCCACCACCGCCCUCCUGCCACAGACCGUUUGACUCUGAGGAGUCCAAAGAGGCCAGUACCAAAUGCUGACCUGGCUUUUAUCUACGAGCCAAAGCGACACGUGUCCUUCUCAACCACAAAUCAAGAGGCCUCAAGAGAAGCCAGUUUCAGGUACGCCGUUAAAGGAGUCCCGGUCACCUCACCGCCUCACUCUGUUGAGGAGGAGCUGGAACUGGAAGUAGGAAACUACGAGAGAGCGUCAGAGUCUGGGGGCAGCUACAGCAGCUAUGCUAGCAGCGGCCGAGGCAGCAUGGACCCUUCCAACCCCAUCAGCUCCCCUGAGACAGUGCAGGACAACACGGGGAGCUCAGGGAACGCCAGGAAACAAGCGAUACCAAACCAAAGGAGAAAGCCUUCUGUGGAUGAGAGUUAUGAGUGGGAUGCUGCUGAUUUCAGCUCACAGCCAGGUGCCCAGGAUGGCGCUUUCCCUUUAAUGCAGCUACAGAAGAUCAUUACAGCUUGUAGUCCUCCCAGCAUGCCGCGCUCCACUAAAGUACAGAAGAAGUGCGCACAGCUGCCUUCACCUCCGGGGCAUCAAAGCAGCUCUGCUCAGGCUGAACCAGACGCCGUGCUGUUCUGACAGGACCGACCUCGGCUCGUAUCACCUGGUGUGUCCCUUCACAUAUUGACACGGAUCACUGCGUGACCAAAGCGCAUUUGGCACAAAGGGAGCUCGAUUUUCACCCCAAAAUAUAAGGAAAAAGUGAGACCAAAAGAUACAGCAGCUUCUGCGUCACCUUUUUUGUUAAGUUUUGUUCAAAAGUUUGUAGCAGAGAUAAAAAAAAUAAUAACUUUUAUGUGAUUCGUUCUGACUCAUCACACUCGGGUUGUUUUCUUUUUGCGAGAGUCUGCUGAUAUCAAAGUGUUCGGCGCGCUUAAGGAUUCACCACAUUCUGUUGAGCAGUUUGACAAUUCAUCAUCUAGAGAUGACUUCACCGCCACAGACGACAGGACCGGCUUAGUCAUCACAAACGUUCUGGUCCACGCUGUGCAUGGAUAUGUAAUUAGAUUUUAUCAAUCACUGCCAGCAGGUCCAGCUCGGACUUGCCUGUUCACCGGCAAAGCUUGUGACCCUGAAAUCCACACUGAAUUUCAAAAGGUUGAUUAUGUCCUUGACCUUUGGGUUCAACAAAAAAAAAAUGUUUAAGAGAUUUUAAAAGUUUACGCUGAAAAAACAGGCCUCUUAGAAAUAAGUCAAAUUCUCACCCCAUUGGCAGACUUUUGUUAAAUAAGCAAAAAAAAAAUCUUACAGCAAGAAAUCUUAUUUUAAGAAAAAAAAAAUCAAAUGAAACUGCUAUUGAAUAACUUUUUUAAGAAGAUUAUUUUUCUUGAAAAGAAGGAUUCAUUUGUGACAUUUAUUUUAAAUCUAUUUUUACCCUUUAACACC
Messenger RNA from Oryzias melastigma (Indian medaka), 5786 nucleotides. RefSeq names its product immunoglobulin superfamily, member 9a (gene igsf9a). Gene Ontology annotation, molecular function: protein binding. Gene Ontology annotation, biological process: cell-cell adhesion. The record is from RefSeq and is a predicted model, not a curated record. The transcript is spliced from 21 exons. NCBI's taxonomy places the organism in Eukaryota, Metazoa, Chordata, Actinopteri, Beloniformes, Adrianichthyidae. Bases 393 to 4979 code for a protein of 1528 amino acids.